GCCCCAACCCUGCAGACAGAUGACUCUGGAUGAAUGACCUGCACAUAAAACCAGUGAGGGAGUGGCAUCAGACUCUACAGACAGACAGACAGACAGACAGACAGAGAGGACGGCUGAGACAGAAACAAGUGGAUGCAGAGGACAGUCAGCUGCAGCCAUGGGGAGCAGAAAAAUGUCCUUUUUUGAGACAUGGAGGAGCAAGACGGAGAGAGGAGAACUUCUGCAGAGAGCCAAUCAGCUGAGACUUCUUCCUUCACAGCUGGAGCAGCUGCUAGGUGACAGUGGAGUUCGGGCAGAGCUGCAGAAUACCAGGAUUGCGUCUCUGCUGCCCCCUGUUGGUACAGAGGUCUUCAGACGAUUGACAUCAGCUUCACUGGAGGAGAUACAACAACGGCAUGAAGCGGAGGAGAAGGAGCGACCGAAGAAGAAGAAGAAGAACGAAAAGGUGGCGAAGAGUGACCUGCCCAAACCAGCCAGUGACCUGGAGGCAGGGAAGCAACUCCCAUUCUUCUAUGGGGACCCGCCCCCUGAGCUUCUGAACACCCCUCUGGAGGAGCUGGAUCCCUACUACCAGUCAAAGAAGACGUUCAUCGUGCUCGGUAAAGGAAACAUCAUCCACAGGUUCAAUGCUGAGUCGGCCUGUUACCUGUUGAGUCCAUUCAACCUGCUGAGAACCGCCGCCAUCAAGAUCCACAUUCACUUGUUAUUCCGUUUGUUCAUCCUGGUGACGGUUCUGACCAACUGUGUGUUCAUGACGAUGAGUAAUCCUCCAGAAUGGAGAGAGACUGCGGAACAUGUGUUCACAGCCAUCUACACGCUUGAAGUCCUCAUAAAGAUGAUGUCCAGAGGCCUCUGUUUCAGAAGUUUCACUUUCCUCAGAGACCCCUGGAACUGGCUGGACAUCCUGGUCGUCCUCACAGGAAUCUGACCUUUUAUGGAAUCAAGGUUGUAUUACUUCAAUUUCUUCAGAGCCCCCAAGAAGUGGCUGAACUCCAUGAUCGCCGGCAAGAUG
Molecule: messenger RNA, 1012 nt
Organism: Epinephelus moara (kelp grouper)
Lineage: Eukaryota; Metazoa; Chordata; Actinopteri; Perciformes; Serranidae
Product: sodium channel protein type 4 subunit alpha B-like
Exons: 7
Coding region: 158-928 (256 amino acids)
Biological process (GO): neuronal action potential; sodium ion transmembrane transport; membrane depolarization during action potential
Cellular component (GO): voltage-gated sodium channel complex; plasma membrane; axon
Molecular function (GO): voltage-gated sodium channel activity
Source: RefSeq, a predicted model, not a curated record